Molecule: messenger RNA, 7344 nt
Organism: Oncorhynchus gorbuscha (pink salmon)
Lineage: Eukaryota; Metazoa; Chordata; Actinopteri; Salmoniformes; Salmonidae
Product: afadin-like
Biological process (GO): regulation of protein localization; signal transduction
Cellular component (GO): adherens junction
Molecular function (GO): cell adhesion molecule binding
Source: RefSeq, a predicted model, not a curated record
CCAAGGUAGUCCCAUUUGGUUCCCGGGGAGAGACAACGGAGUGCGAUAAACGAGAGAGUGGGACGCGGAAACAGCAGGAGCGGUCCGCGAGAGAGGUGCAGCGACCGGUGACAGCUUUUCACUCGAACCGUAUAGAGACCAAAUAAUUGCUGCAUUUGUCUUUUUUUCCCGUGAAGUUUCGGAUCAGAGGUUUUUUGUAGGGACAAGGGGAUCUUUCUUCUGUAUAGAGAGUAUCAUUCGGGAUUCAGAAUGUCGGGGAGCAGGGAGGAGGAGCGGCGGAAACUAGCUGACAUCAUUAACCACUGGAACGCCAACCGGCUCGACCUGUUCGAGAUCAGCCAACCCACCGAGGACUUGGAGUUCCACGGCGUGAUGCGUUUCUACUUCCAGGACCGCGUGGCGGGGAACUUUGCCACCAAGUGCAUCCGCGUGUCCUCCACGGCCACCACUCAGGACGUCAUCGAGACGCUGGCCGAGAAGUUCCGGCCCGACAUGAGAAUGCUCUCCUCGCCAAAAUACUCCCUCUACGAGGUCCACGUCAGCGGGGAAGAACGGAAGCUGGACCUGGAUGAGAAGCCACUGGUGGUGCAGCUCAACUGGAACAAAGACGACCGCGAGGGACGCUUCGUCCUCAAGAACGAGAACGACAUCAUCCCCAAGAAGAUGCAGAGCAACGGGCCGGAGAGGGAGAAGGAGGGAGUAAUCCAGAACUUCAAGCGGACACUGUCCAAGAAAGAGAAGAAGAAGGAGAAGAAGAGAGAGAAGGAGGCUCACAUUCCGGACGGAGAUGAGCAAGCACUGAACAGAGAAGAUGGAGAGAACUCCAGACUGGCGGCGGAGGUGUACAAGGACAUGCCGGAGAACAGCUUCACCAGGACCAUCUCUAACCCUGAGGUGGUGAUGAAGAGGAGGCGGCAGCAGAAACUGGAGAAGAGGAUGCAGGAGUUCCGCAGCAGCGACGGCAGGCCCGACUCGGGGGGGACGUUGAGGAUCUAUGCAGACAGUCUGAAGCCCAACAUUCCUUAUAAGACCAUCCUGCUGUCAACGACAGACAUGGCAGACUUUGCUGUGGUGGAGGCCCUGGAGAAGUACGGCCUGGAGAAGGAGAACCCCCGGGAGUACUGCAUCGCCAGGCACACAGAUGACAAGUCUGGGAAGGAGAUCGUCCUGGACGAUACGGAGUGUCCUCUUCAGAUCUUCAGAGACUGGCCCAACGACCGAGGAGCCCUCGUGUUCCAGCUGAAGAAGAGACCUCCCGACUACGUGCCUAAGAAGGGCCGGAAACCAGAGGACAAGGGCCUCAGAGGAAAGGGCAUGGACGGGCCCCUGUACGGCUCUCUACCCCCAGAGAAACUGCCGUACCUGGUGGAGCUCAGCCCAGACGGCUCCGACUCCAGGGACAAACCGAAGCUCUACCGUCUGCAGCACAGUGUCACUGAGGUGGGCUCAGACACGACAGACGACGGCUCCAUCCAGCUGUUUGGUCCAGGUAUCCUGCCCCACCACUGCAAACUGAUGCACACAGAGGGUCUGGUUACAGUGACGCCACACAGUCUGGAGGCUGAGACCUACGUGGACGGCCAGCGUGUCACCGAGACCACCGUGCUGCGAAGCGGAGCCACACUUCAGUUCGGUGCCUCCCAUGUCUUCAAGUUUGUGGACCCCAGCUACGACCACAGCAUGGGCAAGGGAGGUCCCGGACCGAUGAUGAGAGGAAGGCACAAGUCAGGGAGUGUUUCUGAGACUACCUUUGACCUGCAAGGGGACAUUCACAGUGGGACGGCCCUCCCCGCCAGCAAGAGCUCAGGUAAGCUGGAUAUGGAGCGUUCAGCCAACGGCAGCGAGAGAGGCAUGGUCAAACCCAUGAUCCGCGGGGAGCAGCAGGAUGGCAGGUCCCAGGACAUCCUGAGCCCAGAACUGACGCUGCCGGCCAGCAUCGAGUUCAGGGACAACUCCGAAGAUGCCUUUCUGUCGGCUAUCAUCAACUACACCAACAGCUCCACGGUGCACUUCAAGCUGUCCCCUACCUACGUACUAUAUAUGACCUGUCGCUACGUCAUGUCCAGCCACUACCGGCCCGACGUCAGUCCCUCGGAACGCACUCACAAGGUCAUAGCCAUCGUUAACAAGAUGGUGAGCAUGAUGGAAGGAGUCAUCCAGGAGAUUCCUGAAGGGGCCCAGAAGCAGAAGAACAUCGCGGGGGCCCUGGCCUUCUGGAUGGCCAAUGCCUCAGAGCUACUCAACUUCAUCAAACAGGACAAGGACCUGUCGCGCAUCACACUGGACGCCCAGGACGUGCUGGCACACCUCGUCCAGAUGGCCUUCAAGUACCUGGUCCAGUGUCUGCAGUCUGACCUGAAUAAUUACAUGCCUGCGUUUUUGGAUGACCCAGAGGAACAGAACCCUCAGAGGCCCAACAUAGAGGACGUUCUGCACACCCUGACGGGCGCCAUGUCGCUGCUGCGCCGUUGCCGUGUCAACGCGGCGCUGACCAUUCAGCUGUUCUCGCAGCUCUUCCACUUCAUCAACAUGUGGCUGUUCAACAAGCUGGCGAUGGAGGCCGACUCUGGGCUGUGUUCACACUACUGGGGAGCCAUCCUCCGCCAGCAGCUCAGCCACAUUGAGGCCUGGGCAGAGAAACAGGGCCUGGAGCUGGCCGCCGACUGCCACCUCAGUCGCAUCGUACAGGCUACGACUCUCCUCACCAUGGACAAGUACUCCAUGCAGGACGUGCAGAACAUCCACAACACCUGCUUCAAGCUGAACUCCCUGCAGCUCAACGCCCUCAUGACCAACUACCACUGUGCUCCCGACGAGCCUUACAUCCCCCCCGAGCUGAUAGACCACGUGGUUGCCGUGGCAGAGAACACGGCAGAUGAACUGGCCCGUAGCGACGGCCGAGAGGUCCAGCUGGAGGAGGACCCCGACCUGCAACUGCCCUUCCUACUGCCCGAGGACGGCUACUCCUGCGACGUCGUGCGCAACAUUCCCAACGGAUUCCAGGAGUUCCUGGACCCCCUUUGUCAGAGAGGAUUCUGUCGGCUAACCCCUCACCCCCGCUCCCCUGGGACCUGGACCAUCCACUUUGAAGGAGCCGACUGCGACAGCCACUUCUUUGCAGACAACUCCGACCUGCAAAUGCGGAAGGAACCGGAAGUUGUGACGGUCACCCUGAAGAAGCACAAUGGCAUGGGCCUCAGCAUUGUGGCUGCCAAGGGUGCUGGACAGGACAAGCUCGGGAUCUACAUCAAGUCUGUUGUGAAGGGAGGUGCGGCUGAAGUGGACGGUCGUCUGGCUGCAGGGGACCAGCUGCUGAGUGUGGACGGCCGCAGCCUGGUGGGCCUCUCCCAGGAGAGGGCUGCAGAGUUGAUGACGAGGACAGGCUCUGUGGUGACACUGGAAGUGGCCAAACAGGGUGCUAUUUACCACGGCCUGGCCACACUCCUCAACCAGCCUUCUCCUAUGAUGCCCAGAGCGUUACAAGGAGGGCGUGAUAAGAACGGUAAACUGAGACCAAAGAGUGAAGGCUUUGAACUGUACAACAACUCAGUCCAGAACGGCUCUCCAGAGAGCCCCCAGGGUGACUGGCAGGCCUACCCAGAACCAAAGAAGUUGAGCGGGGAGGAGAGACUACUGAAGAACCGGGCCGACCACCGCUCCAGCCCCAACGUGGCCAACCAGAGUCAGAGUCCAGGAGGAAAUACCGUCUACCCAGGAGGACCUGGGACAAAGAUCACCUCCGUCUCCACGGGCAACCUGUGUGCUGAUGACGAGCCCUCUCCACCUCAUCCCGAGGCCUACCCAAUCCCCACUCAGACCUACCCCAGGGAAUACUUCACCAUCCCAGCCUCCAAGUCUACAGACCGGAUGGGCCCGGCCGCGGGGCAGUUAUACACUGACGACAGGGGCCCUCCUGGCUCCAUGGAAGACCACCACAACAGCAGCAUCGCCAUACAGCGGAUGGGCCACUCUCAGGAGGAGCUGUGUGACCUCCCAGGGGGCUACCCUCCAGCCCCCCUGCGUCCUGAGGACCUGGUCCACCUGCAGCAGCAGCAGAGAGACGCUGACUACCAGCGGGGCAGUGGGGAACACUGGGUCAACCACCACCAGGUCUCCUCCUCCGUGGAGUCCUCCACCUCCAGCCAGGAACACCUCAACUACUCCUCUAACAAGACCCAGAGCAACCACAAGAGUGGCCCAGGACGCUGGAAGACCCCUGGCCCCAUCGCCCCGCACCCAGGCCCCGUGGCUCAGGCCACACGCACAGACCUCCCACCCCCUCCACCGCCCCCUGUACACUACCAGGACUUUGAUUCCCAGCCCGACCUGCCCCUACCCCCCCCUCCCUCUGCCUCCCAGCAACAGGCAGCAGCCGCCGACCGCAAGAAGCGCGAGGAGCAGCAGCGCUGGUAUGAGAAGGAGAAGGCCCGGUUAGAGGAGGAGAGGGAGAGGAAGAGGAGGGAACAGGAGAGGAAGCUGGGACAGGUCCGUAACCCAUCCAUGUGCCCUUGCCCUACUUCCCCCCCCAGGCCCAACAGCAGGCCCAGCAGCAGCAGCCCCCCCAGGCCUGAGAAACUGUCCACUCUGCCCAGAGCGACAACUCUGCCCCCUCAGGGUAACCCAAUGGACACAGUGAUCAGAGAGCUGCUCCCCCAGCAGCAGCCCCGCACCAUCGAGCGCCGGGAUCUGCAGUAUAUCACCAUCAGCAAGGCGGCGCUGUCCUCCAGCGACAGCCUGUCCCCAGACCCCUGGAAGAGGGACGCCCGGGAGAAGCUGGAGAAGCAACAGCAGCUGCACAUCGUAGACCUGCUGGACAGGGAGAUCCAGGACCUGCAGGCCAAGCCGGAGCGUACGGCCGAAGAGAGCGACCGGCUCAGGAAGCUGAUGCUGGAGUGGCAGUUCCAGAAGAGACUGCAGGAGUCCAAGCAGAGUGAUGAGGAAGAUGAGGAGGAUGACGACGAGGACGUGGACUCCAUGAUGAUCAUGCAGCGGCUGGAGGCGGAGAAGAGAGCAAGGUUGCAGGAUGAGGAGCGGCGGCGGAAGCAGCAGCUGGAGGAGAUCCGUAAGCGCGAGGCGGAGGACCGGGCCAAGCAGGAGGAGGAGAGACACUGGAGAGAGGAGGAGAGGGCCAGACGAGAGGUCGAUGAGAAGAGGAGGCAGGAGGAGGAGUACUACACACGUCUGGAGGAAGGGCGGCGCCGGCAGCACGAGGAGGCCGAGCGCAAGCUGCUGACCCCUGACGAGCCUGGUCUGUACAGACCUCCCCUCCCCAGGGACUACCAGCCUCAGCCCCUCCCUCCCACUGCAUCCCCCGCAACCACUGCCACUAACGCUCCACCACCCCCUCAGAGAAACGCAUCCUACCUCAAAACCCAGGUCGUCUCCCCUGACGCCUUGUACACUGCCAAGUUUGUCUCGUACAAUGAUGAGGAGGAGGAGGACGCUGCAGGAUUUCAUUCAUACACUGGAAACACAACCGGGGUUGUAGGAUCAGAAGAAGGUUACAAGGACCUGCGAGAGAAAUGGACAAAAGGUGGUCAAGAACAGGAAAACACUUUAACUGGAGAAGCGCCAGAGAGUAUGACCUUCAAGGAGCGCCAGCGGCUCUUUUCCCAAGGGAAGGAGGUGUCUAACAAAGUCAAGGCCUCACGGAAACUCAUGGAGCUGGAAAAUGAACUCAAUACAAAGUAGUAGACUGGAGCCUUAGCAAGACAGACCGCCAAGCCCCAACUCAGCAACGAGAAAAAGAGCCAGGUUUUGUUUCCCAGUGACUCUCCUUUGUUUUUUUAUUUAAUAACUGGAUCAUUACGUACAAUUUAAAUGUAUCAUUGCAAUAGGUGAGACAUUUAUUUGCUUAAUUUCCCUCUUAAACUGUCAAAGAUAUAUUAAAAUAAACCACUGUAAAAACGUUUUAAUUAUACUAGUAAGACACAUCUGAAAUCACGUGAAGGGGGGGGGUAUAUUAAAAUAAACCACUGUAAAAACUGUUUUAAUUAUACUAGUAAGACAUCUGAAAUCACGUGAAGGGGGGGGAUAUAUUUUUGUUUGUAAAAUGAUUCUUGGGUUAGGGAUGAAAAGUUUUGCUUUAUUUAAAAAAUACAUGUAAUAGCUUACUGUAAUGUGGAAUAUUUUAUGGUAUUUUAUGCUCCUUCUGCAUUACAUAUUUUCACACUUAAUUUCUCCUUGUUUAAAUAAAUGCCCAGGCUUUCCAUACCAGACUAAUCAUUUUAGUUAACUUCUUAUACGCAGUGGAGGCUGCUGAGGGGAGGACGGCUCAUAAAUGGCUGGAACUGAGCAAAUGGAAUGGCAUCAAACACAUGGGAAACGUGUUUGAUAUAUCAAUACUAUUCCACUAAUUCCGCUCCAGCCAUUUCCAUGAUCCCGUCUUCCCCAAUUAAGGUGCCACCAACCUGUGACUCAGUGAUUCAAAUGGAGUAAUGUUGUCCAUUCUGGUUUGUGAUACACUGUUCUUCAUUCCUUAGAAUGUGGGUUUAGUUUUGCUCCAGCUAUUACUGGAAGAUGCUAUGUCUUCACUAUGACUUCCACAUAUAUAAACUGGUUUACUGGGUCCUACUGGGGGUCCACUUGAGUGCACACACACACACACUGUAAAUAUCUCUCUCGUUCCAAACAGAACUUAUACUUCGUGAUAGUAGCAACUCUCUCAUUUGGUGUUCAUCUUCAGAAAUGGACAGUUCAGACUUUAUAGAAGUGUGACGUAGGAAAUUUAAACAAUUAACUCAUCUUUUGGUUCUCGCUGUCAAUGGGGGUGUUAACAGUUUUUCAAUGUUUUCUAUUCCCCCCACUUUUUAGUAUUGAUUUUCUUUGAAUUGAAUAGUCAUUUGCAGAGUUGUGAAAUUUGACAAGUUGUAAUACAUCACCAGUAUGAGGGAAAUUACUUCACUGUCAGUUCAAAUGAUAAUAAAAAUCAAAAGUAGGAACAUUGUUUGAACCUUAUGUAAUGUACUUGCACAGAUUUUGUUUAUUUAAAAUGUUUGAGCCUUUUAAAUCUAUAAAACAUGGAAUACAUUUGGAUCUAUAAGGCUACUGUAGGAAACUUAUUUGAAGGAUUUGGGCAGUAUGCUAUUUACAUGAAGUAAAUCUCUCCAGUCUUAAACCCCUACAUCUCUUCAUUCACAGCUUUUUGAUCCAUCUUGUGUAAAUAUUCUUUUCAGGAGAACAUGUGCCAGAUUUCACUGUUAACUUUAAUUGUGCAUAAAGUAACGGUGGCAAUAUCCUGUUUCAGCUUCAAAGACUGUAUUCAACUUGGUUUCUCAUUUAAAUCAUUUAAAUUGUUUUGCUUGAGUCUUUUGUAAAUCAUGAAUAAAUACAGAUUUUACAAAA